Messenger RNA from Carica papaya (papaya), 1147 nucleotides. The record is from RefSeq and is a predicted model, not a curated record. NCBI's taxonomy places the organism in Eukaryota, Viridiplantae, Streptophyta, Magnoliopsida, Brassicales, Caricaceae.
UUACCACAGGUGAACAAUCCUGCGAGAGGAUUCAGCUGGCUUCGUGAGGGACCUCUUGAUAUGCGCAUGGAUCCUCAGGCGAGUUUGAAAGCAGAAGAUAUACUGAACUCUUGGCCAGAAACUGAGGUGGGCAGAAUCCUGCGGGAUUAUGGUGAAGAAAGCAACUGGCGUUUAUUUCAGACUAAAAUUGUUAGGGCUCGAUUAACUGGCGGGUUGCAUUCUACUGGUGAUCUAGAUCUUAUACGAAAUGCGAGUCCUGGAACAAGAGGAGGUAGGCAAGGUUGGAUUAAAACAGCAACACGUGUCUUUCAAGGUCUGCGAAUAGCUGUUAACGAUGAACUCAAGACCCUGGAGAAUUCUCUCCAUGCUUCUUUCGACUGUCUUGCUCCAGGUGGUAGGCUUGCUGUCAUCUCUUUCCAUAGUUUGGAGGACAGAAUAGUGAAACAAACUUUUCUUGGCAUUAUCAACUCUCAAAGCAAAGAUGAGGUUCCUUUUGAAGAAGGGGAAGGUGGUAGAUAUUUCAAAAAGACCACAAGUGGAAGUAAUGAGAAUGAAAAGUGGAUUAAACAGACAAUACAAGGGUUGAAUGGGACAAUCCUUACGAAAAGACCGAUAACACCAUCGGAAGAGGAAGAGAAAUUGAAUAGCCGGUCUAGGAGUGCUAAGCUCAGAGUGAUUCAGAAGGUAUGAGGACAUCUCUUAAAAUUGUCUCGUCUCAAAAGGAAAUAUAGAGAUCUUAGUUGAAAGAGGACAGAGGAGGAGGGUAUUUCAGAAAGCCGAAGAAUGACAACAAAUUGGAGGGCAAUCCUCAUCCGGAGACCAUUAAAUGAUAAGAAGAAGAAAGACUGAACAGUUGGUCUAGAAAUUGCCAAGCUAAGAACGAGUUGGAAGUCUUGAUGACAGAAGCAUUAUCUUUAUAGUUGCAGUCCCCACUGAUACCAAGAACCUACACGUCGCUGCCUUCAUAAAGCAGGCCCUUCGAAUUGGUUGAUCACAACGGGUUCUCCCUAGCAGGACUGAGGUUUCAUCUCUCCAUGUAUAUUGUUUAGAAUGCAAUUGAAUAUUUAUUUACUGACAGUUAUUAUUGUUAAACGAAACUGCUGAAUCCAUGUAGAGUAAAAUUCAGAAGGAAAGCCUGAAUUUCAUA